CCACUCACACACUGUCCCCAUGAUGGAACGACCCAUCCAUGACACCGUCCAAUCAACACACACACACACACACACACACAGAAAUGGUCUGCAGUGGAUAAGGCCAGUGGGUACAGACAGAGACGGCAACAAGUGCAGCCAGCCCACAGAGUGGACCACCCCAGUCCAUCCGCAUCGCUCGAGUCCUUCUCAGAGAAUGCCCACUAGUCUGAGCUCAACGUGACCCUCUCGCUUCGGCAGCAACGCCCACACUCAUCGGCUCUCUUCAGCUGUCUUGCCAUUGAACGAAUCGCCCCAUCAAAUAAGGCCGUACUCGAUGGUCGUUGCCAGUUCCUAAUACCACUUCACACGUAAUUGGGCGGGCCCCUGAACGAGGUUGCUGCACUCGUGGCCAAGCUUGUCGAGGUCGUAGCCCGGCGGGCACUUCUUCACCUGAAGCACGGGAAGAGACCAGCAAGCACAACACAGACGAGUCAGCUGCCCCUGUGUGUGUCCGUUCGGUGCCUAAGUACCUACCAUUACUGCCCUCUUGGUGUCGAGGCACUCCUUGCCGACCAGUUGUGAGCCGCCGGGGCAUUUGUAUUGCACGGGGAAGUUCUCACGUUCGGUGCAGACGGCAUCCUUGUCCGGCGAGGCUGAGGGACACGACCAACGGACACAACGAGCGAACGUAUCGUCGUCUGCAACAUGGCUUCGUGUGGUGAGGUGAGAGCUCACUCUUGUUGUCAGGGCAGCACGCCUCGGUGCCUGUCUUGGGGCAGCCAGGGCAGUAGGGCGUCGCGGGCGUCAUGUGGUGUUUCACGUAGAAGUGGUUGCUGACGGUGUAGCCCUUCGGGCAGUAGCUGCACACACAAUCGACACAUGCGCAGCACACAUACGCAGCACACACACAGACACACAUGCAGGUGGACGCCUCAGGGUACGUCUGGGGGUGGGUGGCUUACGUCUGGGGCUUGACUUUCUCGAUUCUGCAGCAGAUGUUCUCAUGACAGAGGUGGUAGCCCUCCGGGCACUUCGGUUUGGCCUUGGUCUGCCGUGGUUGCCACAUUUCGCCAUGGCUGCGAUGCUCCCUGGCACCGCCGUUGAUGACGAAGCCCACUCCGAUCAUCAGGAGGCCCACACACACGGCAGCCAGCAGCCACCAACGCCCCUUCAGCCAUCCCCAUGAGGACGAACUGACCAGGGAGGGAGGGAGGGAGGGAGGGCGGUAACACCACACACAUUGAACCAUCGGCCAAUUAGCGGUGGUGCUCGUUGUCUUACCUCUUGUCGGGUGUUGUGGCGCCGUCAAUGCCGUCAAUGCCGAUCAGCCGAUACUCAAGAAAAAUGGGUUCCCUCCGCGAGACUUGUGGCGGAACCAUGACCCGCCGCACCUCACCCACACGCAUAUCGAUGUGGACCUCCUGGGCCCACCAAGCCAGCUCCGAGACCACUGUACUUCUUUGUCCCUCAUUGUCUAUUUCGCCGUCAAAUGCGUCCCGCCAGGCGAUCCGGUGGUACGUGAUUCGCUGUGUACGUGUCGGCUUGGGCCCCCUACCCUCGCGCAGUACGCGAUACAUCAUGCUCGACGCAAUCGGGUGAAAUACCUGCAGCAUGACAGACAGACAGACAUGUGGCGAGAACACCAAACCCUUUUGCACCAAACCCUUUUUGUGGGCACCCUCUCUGUGUGCCAAGCGUGUCGUCAACAGUCUUGACGCCGUACAUGGCGGCAUUAAUUUCGAAUGCCUCCUGCUCUGUCGCACUGGCCAUCUUCAGCGGCGCGGCGAUCUCAUCGGGCGAGGCACCAAGCCGUCUACGGCGAUAGUGGUCGACCAUACGGCUGACAUGCUCGGGCGGGACGUCCUCCACUGGCCGAGACCACCUGCACAGACACUCACGGGGCGAGCAGCCGUCAAUCGUGGUGUGUCUACUGCUCUUGAAGGCCUACAUGUUCAAUCGGUUCCGCAGGUUGUCAUUCAUGUGGUCGACGGUCGACUGUGUGGUGGCGAUGGUGUGGCCGCAGACCUUCACUGAGUGAAUGGGGUCGUCGCCACUCAGAGGCAUCAGGAAAGGUGUGACAGCCUGUUGGUUCACACACACACACACACACACACAGAGAGAGAGAAAGAGAGAGAGAGACAAAGAGGGCGCAAGAGAUGGAUCGCUGGCUCCCUCUUUCGCCCCCAUUGUUUCAUCUCACCUUGAUUUCGUUGUCGAGGUUCUCAUAUCGUCGUUUGACCGCCGCGAGCUCGCUCUCCAGCUGGGCCUUCUCAGCAACAAACGCCUUGACAAAAGAGCCGACCGCCGUCAUGAAGUCACCCAGGCCCUCAGGGGUGCCUGUUGCCGGCACCGUCGGCUCAGUGACCUCACUGUGAGUCGCCUCUGCUGCUGCAGCAUCCUUGUCGAUUGGCGACAGCAUCAGCUUGACCCAGUAGUCAUGAAGCCCUGCACGUGUUCGUCCACACCAGAAGCCAGCCAUUCGCACCAUGGUGAUCUAUCCACGGCGGCCCUUCCCCUCUCUCCAUCUUCACUCACCAGCGAAGUUUCGCUCUUUGGCUUCCUCGAAAAGGUGGCUGAUAGACACCUGCCUACUGGCCGUGCGCGCCGUCGCGCUACGGAUGGUCUCCGCAUCCAAGAUGGCCCUGUGGAUGAGCUUGAAGGCAUCAGCGUCCAUGUCAAUGAACAUCCGCUCCUUGCUGUCCCUGUCGGUGAGCUUGAUGAGCCUCCCGUCCCAGCUCCCAGAGAAGAUAGUGGCCAGCAGGGUGCCCUCGACCCCCUCUCCAUGUGUGAGCCGUCGGCGCUUGACACUCAGCUCGUAGCCGCCGAUGUUGAGCAGCAGGACGUCGUCAGGGGAGGCAUUCGCCGCAUCCGAUGCGCCAUGUUUCUGCCGCUCUUGCUGCAGGUCGGCCUCAGCCUGUUGAACCUGUUGGUGAAGGGAGCCGAUAGCGUCACUGGCGGCGGCUGCUGACGCGUUGAAGUGGUUGAGAAUCGAGGUCACGCUGAAUCUCUCCGCUGCCAGGUCAGCCAUCUUGGGUGUAAGCCACGAAACGCCGACUGCAUCAAAGGCGUUGCACACAUAGAUGUGCGUGCGUCGAUGGACAGAUCUCUCUCUUUUCCCUUGUUUGUGGCACCUCCUCACCCGCCUGAUCUGCUCAAGAAGCCCUCCG
Vitrella brassicaformis is the source of this 3149-nucleotide messenger RNA. The record is from the annotation of a GenBank genome assembly. NCBI's taxonomy places the organism in Eukaryota, Vitrellaceae.